Molecule: messenger RNA, 1100 nt
Organism: Guillardia theta CCMP2712
Lineage: Eukaryota; Cryptophyceae; Pyrenomonadales; Geminigeraceae
Exons: 13
Coding region: 1-1050 (349 amino acids)
Cellular component (GO): membrane
Molecular function (GO): ATP binding; ATP hydrolysis activity; ATPase-coupled transmembrane transporter activity
Source: RefSeq, a predicted model, not a curated record
AUGGCACUUUCCGUCCUCCCUCCAGUCAUCGCCGACAUCUCCAACGCCAUCAACUCGGCACAGACUGUUCUGGAGCUGAUUGAUCGCGAGCCGGCGGUGAACAGCAAAGGGGGGUUGACGCUUCCUCAAUGCGAGGGCAAGAUUGAGCUAAAGGACGUCACCUUCGCUUACUCUUCUCAUCCGGAUGUUCCUGUCCUUGAACGUGUCAACUUCGUCGCAGACGCUAAGUCUCACGUCGCCAUCUUGGGCAACAAGAGGAGCGGGAAGUCGACGCUGAUCGCUCUGAUCGAACGGUUCUUCGACGCCCAGGAGGGUCUCGUCCUGCUGGACGAUACGGACAUCAGCACGUUCGAUCCUGUUUGGCUUCACCAUCAGAUUGCCUUCCUCCCUCAGGACCCUGUGAUGUUCUCCGCGAGCGUCAAGGACAACAUUUGCUUUGGGCAGCAUCUGACACAAGAGAAGAUUGAGGAUGCGGCCAAAGUCGCGAAGUUGCACCAGCCGAUUCUCAGACUACCGGACGCGUACGACACACUGGUGGAGAGCAGCGAAGAGAAGGGCGAGAGGAGGAGGAGAGACGUGCAGCUCUCGCAAAUGAUGCAGCACAAGAUCGCGAUUGCUCGAGCUGUUGCAAAGGAUUGCUCCAUCUGGCUGAUCGACGACUUUGGCUCCUCUCUGCCAGAAUCUUCUCGCGCAGAGCUCUACGAGAUUCUGCAAGAGAUUAUUCCGGGGAAGACGGUUAUCUCUACCUCCUCCUCUCCUCUCCUCUGGGGUCAGGCGGCCAACAAGGUCGGCGUUCUCGUGCAUGGAAGGAUCGAAGAGUGGGGGGAGCCGAACGAGCUCAGAAUGCGGCAGGGCUUGUACAGCUCGCUUAUGCGGGGGGAAGAGCUGGGAGGUCAAGGAGGUUCGAGCUCGGCGAGGAACGAAGGGGCGAGCAGAGCGAGACAACUGAUCGACACUUUCGAGCUAAACUUAACCCUCUCUCAGCCACCAGAAGGGCCUGCGCUGGACUCGCUGAGAAGAGUGAUAGAAGAGUUUCGAGCUACAACUUGAGUUGCUUCUCUUCAUUCCUGCAGUUGACAACAAGACAACAACAAACACCA